This is a messenger RNA of Pseudonaja textilis, 3161 nucleotides long. RefSeq lists its product as uncharacterized. Gene Ontology annotation, cellular component: nucleus. NCBI's taxonomy places the organism in Eukaryota, Metazoa, Chordata, Lepidosauria, Squamata, Elapidae. Gene Ontology annotation, molecular function: DNA-binding transcription activator activity, RNA polymerase II-specific; RNA polymerase II cis-regulatory region sequence-specific DNA binding. The record is from RefSeq and is a predicted model, not a curated record. Gene Ontology annotation, biological process: embryo development; regulation of transcription by RNA polymerase II.
GCUAUUUGAUCACCAUUGGAACCUUCCCAGCCAUCUUUUGACAAGCAAGUCAAUGGGGGAAACCGGAUUUGUUUAAUAGCUGUGGCAGAAAAGGAUUCAUUCCUACUACUGGAAAAGAAAACUUCUAACUUCUAUCAAGACGAAGCUCCAACUAACAUGGAAAGGAGACUUCUGUGUGCUAUAACCAAGGAGGUGGAUAAAACAGUGGAUGUCUGCUUCUUGGGCCAGGAGGAUUUAAUCAGAAUCAGCAAGGAGAGACAUAUACCAGAAGAUUCAAAACCAAUGGAAUUAUAUGGCAAGUCAGCCUAUAAAGGAAAAGAUUGUGGCUUCCAGAACUGGGAGUGGUCAAAGACCUUAGCAAGCCAAGAAAGAACAAAAAAUGCCCCAGGAGAGAAACCAAAUAAAGCCAUUCCCUGCAGAGAAGGGAGCCCAGUUCCUUGUGCAACUAGUGUCCAGUUGAGAACUGACACUGAUAAUGGAUGGAAGAGUGAAAAUGAUGGGAAACAAUUGGAAAGAGUCAAAUCUGAGGAGCUGAAAGAAAAUUUUUGGAAUCAAAGUAGACCAACGGGAGAAGAAGGAAGUUUUGUGGAGAAAAGAGGUGAUAAAUCUAUUACUUCUCAAGUUAGAAGUUUCAGUGAAACCCCAGUUCAGCCUAGCAGCCAAACAGAUAAGAGAUGUAACCAUUGUCUGAAUAUUCACCAGUUAAUCCACGUGGAGGGGAAGUCAAAUAAAAACUUCAAAUUUGGGAAGAGUGUGAAUUGGAACCAAAACCUGGCUGAUGGCCAAGCAUUUCUGGAAGACAAGAAAUUCUAUAAAUGUUCGGAGUGUGGGAAGGGCUUCAGUUGCAGCUCAAGCCUCCCUGCGCAUCAGAGAAUUCACAGAGGGGAGAAGCCGUACAAAUGCUUAGAGUGUGGGAAGAGCUUCAAUUCAAGCACAAGCCUUUCUUCCCAUCAAAGGACACACACCGGGGAGAGACCCUUCAGCUGCCUGGACUGUGGCCUGAGCUUCAGGGACCAUUCAGGCCUUAUCAAACAUAAGCGAAUUCACACUGGGGAAAAACCCUACCAUUGCUCAGACUGUGGCUUGAGCGUUAGCACUCAGUCAAGCUUGGUUAGACAUCAGAGAGUCCAUACAGGAGAGAAACCGUAUCGGUGCACAGAAUGCGGGAAAUACUUCGGUCAGAGCACGGACCUUGCUUCCCAUAGAAGAACCCACACUGGGGAGAAACCCUAUAAAUGCUUAGAGUGUGGGAAAAGCUUCAGCCGAAGCACAAGCCUGACUUUGCAUCAGAGAAUCCACACUGGGGAGAGGCCCUACACCUGCUUAGACUGCAACAAGAGCUUCUCUGAUCAGUCAAGCUUUAUUAAGCACGAGAGAAGCCACACAGGAGAGAAGCCCUACAAAUGCCUGGAGUGUGGGAAGAACUUCAGUCGGAGCACAAGCCUUUCUUCCCAUCAAAGGACACACACCGGAGAGAGACCCUUCAGCUGCUUGGAUUGUGGCCUGAGCUUCCGGGACCAUUCAAGCCUUGUGAAACAUAAGCGAAUUCACACUGGGGAGAAGACGUACAGCUGCUCAGACUGUGGCCUGAGUUUUACCACUCAGUCCAGCUUGGUUAGGCAUCACAGAAUCCAUACAGGAGAGAAACCAUAUCCUUGCUUGGAGUGCGGGAAGUACUUUGGACAGAGCACAGAUCUUGUUUCGCAUAGAAGGAUUCACACAGGGGAGAAGCCCUAUAAAUGCUUAGAGUGUGGGAAGAGCUUCAGUCGAAACACAAGCCUAACUUUACAUCAGAGAAUACACACCCGGGAGAGACAAUAGAGAUCACAAUAGGAAAAGCUUUUGUUUUGUCAAGCAGAAAACCUAUGUAGAGAAGAAGUCAUAUUUAUAUGUGCAGAAAGAUCUUCAGAGAACAAGCAUUACUUCAAAGUAUUAACUUGGACUUUUCAUCAACCUAUGUAGUCUUCAUUUACUUAAUUGUAUUUUUGAAGGUAGCCAUACGAAAGUUAUUUUCUUGAUACUCAUUCUCUUAAGAAGUCUCUGCUGUGGUCAUUCAAAUAUAGAUUAGAAAUAGAUUGGUGAUUCUAAGGCAUUGUUUAAAUUGAAAAGUAUGAGUAAUCAAAUUUUACAUUGCUUGCAAAGAACGUUCUUUUUGAACAAAAAGUAGACAGAGUAUAUACCUGUAAGAAAUUUUUGAACAUUUUCAGAGCAGCCAUCUAAAUUUAAUAAAAUAAUUGUGUAGCAUAAAACAAACAAUGCUGUUUCCCUGGCAGUGCCAGUCAUAGUUUUUACGAGAAGAGAAUGGAAUUAGUUUGAUAAUCUACAGAAAGGAGAGCAGCACCCAAUUGCAAGAGAGGGGAAAGCUUUAAUAUAUUAAACCUUUAAAGGUCUGCAAUUGAUUACUGGGAAUUUUUAAUACAUUCCUGGAGAUAAGCUGCGGUACAUAAUGGGACUUAACCUCUGAGUAGGUUUGCAUAGAAUUGUGCUGUAAGCCAAUAAAAGGUCAAAGUGGAAAUGCAGAUGAUUGAAAUUUGACUGAAUAUGUUUGACAAGGUCUGUUCUAAGUUGGGGCAAGGGCAGAAGGGAAAAAGAAACACCAGCAAUUAACCAAAGGAUAAGCAAGUAAAAUGCAAAAGGGAGCUUCUGAGAUAAGGGAGAUCUUGAGGAAAAAAGUUGGAACUUUAAAUUGCCUACUACAUACUUAUUUAGGUCAGUAAAUUAGAUAGUCCUUAAUCAGCAAUCACAGUUGAGACCAGCAACUCAGUCAUUAAAUAAAGUGGUCACUAAAUGAGAUGACUGCUAAUGAUCUUACAUCAGCUUUCCUUUGCUUUACAGACCUGUGAGGAUCAUAAACUUGAGGACUGGUCUCAAAAUUACUUUUUCAUCACUGUCAUAACUGAACAGUUACUAAAUGAGAACUGCCUCCGAUGUCAAAAUAUGCAAUAGCUGUAAAGGGAAAGUCAUAAAUUUCAUAAAAGAUGUAAAGUACAGGCAUUAGCAGAGUGAAAGGUUAGAUUCCUUGUUGAAUAAUAAUAUUGCUGAAAUUGUGUGACUUCUUAAGAUGAAACAGAGCAGUUAGGAAAUUGAGCAUGUUUCUUAUGAGGUUGUUUCAUUCUGGAUUAUUUAUUUAAUGUAACUUAAAUCAUUGAUUUAAAAAGAAU